This is a messenger RNA of Artibeus jamaicensis (Jamaican fruit-eating bat), 7750 nucleotides long. RefSeq names its product solute carrier family 12 member 6 (gene SLC12A6). Gene Ontology annotation, cellular component: membrane. Gene Ontology annotation, biological process: chloride transmembrane transport; potassium ion homeostasis; potassium ion import across plasma membrane. The coding region runs from base 1333 to 4785 and encodes 1150 amino acids. The record is from RefSeq and is a predicted model, not a curated record. NCBI's taxonomy places the organism in Eukaryota, Metazoa, Chordata, Mammalia, Chiroptera, Phyllostomidae. Gene Ontology annotation, molecular function: potassium:chloride symporter activity. The transcript has 26 exons.
ACUACAUUCGGCUCCGCCCCUCACUCGCCAGCUCCGUAGCGACCUCAGCAAGCGCAUGCGCUCAAUGAGUUACGCUCCGUCUGGUCUGCGGGCGUCAGAAGCUAGGCGGGGCUUCGGGCACCAGCGGGACAGUUCCACCCUCCAAUCGCUCCCCGGGUUCUCGUGGACCGUUAACCUCCAGAGAGGAAUAAGCCAGGAGGGAAGGGAGGAGCUGCAGCGGCUCCUGCACAGCCCACCGCACCGGAGACCGGCAGCGGGGAGGUCACGUAACUGCUACUUUGGUGCCUCACUGAGGAGGGGGCGCCCUCCGCAAAGCCCGAGCCCUCCUGGACCUGCUGCGGCUCUGAAACAGUUACGGGGUUGUAAACAACAGCUGCGCGCGCACCGCGUAUCAGCUGGCGUCGGGAUCCCGCGCCUGCGACCUCCUUCUCUCAUUGCUGCCCCCUCCUGCAUUGCUAGGGUCUACUCGGGAGGCCGUCACCUCUUCUGCUAGGACUCCAAGGGAAAACGGGGAGGCGCUGACCUACGCCAGGGACCUGGUAGGGGAGAAAGCGUCCCUCGGCAAAGGGGUGGCCCGUCCUGUCACACGCAAGAGAAACCCAACCAGCGGACCGUGAGCUCGAUGGACUAGCAACGACCUGCCACGACCCUUAACUGCAGUUAGGUGUCUCCAUCUGCUCGCGACUCUUCCCAGAUCCCCGGGACCUUUCUGUGAGAAGAGCAGGCGGGCCACCCCCCCCCCGCAGACCUCUGGAGGCAGAAAUCCGUUCUGCCCCAGCAUCCUCCUCUGCUCUCAUCCUUCUCAUUCUCCUCUGCCCUAGUGUGGGAUAUUUUUUCCCGUUAUGCUUGCGCAUCUCUACCACCAGACCCAAGUGGAUUAUCGGCCUCAAAAACCUCGGGUAGCUCUACACACACCUCCUCCCAGCCAGACCUGUGGGGUAUUCACCUGAUAUACAACAGGUGGCCGGUGUACACUGUUUUGCAACCUCUCUGCUAUAUUUGCAUGAUAAGGGUGGGCCUGUGCACACUUUGUUCAACUAAAACCGUGGGACAUUUACCAGAUAAAGGACUAAAACCUGAGGGUCGAGGGGAGGAGACCUUCCUGCUUCUAUAAGACCAUGGCACUGAGUCCGCAGCUCUGGACAAGGAGACAUAGCUAGAUAGCUAUUCAUUCUGAAGGAACAAAGUUACAUGAGAUUAACACCGUUUUGUCUUUUUAAAAAAUUAUUUUUCAGCUAUUGGUAGUGCACUUUCUAGGACAGUCUGCUUGAAUUUGAGUAUAAAGAUUCUUAUUUGGGGCUCUUUGUGUAAUAUAAAUCAAGGAAAAGAAAAAUGCAUCCUCCAGAAACCACCACCAAGAUGGCUUCAGUUCGGUUCAUGGUGACACCAACCAAGAUCGAUGAUAUUCCAGGUUUGUCAGACACCAGCCCAGACCUCAGCUCUCGAUCCAGUUCCCGAGUAAGAUUUAGCUCCCGGGAAAGUGUGCCUGAAACGAGCCGUAGUGAGCCUAUGAGUGAAAUGUCUGGAGCCACCACUUCACUGGCAACUGUGGCAUUGGAUCCAGCCAGUGACCGGACUUCUAACCCCCAGGAUGUUACUGAGGACCCAAGUCAGAACUCCAUCACAGGGGAACACAGCCAGCUGUUAGAUGAUGGCCAUAAGAAAGCUCGAAAUGCUUAUCUCAGUAAUUCCAAUUAUGAAGAAGGAGAUGAAUAUUUUGAUAAAAACUUGGCACUCUUUGAGGAGGAAAUGGACACCAGACCAAAGGUGUCUUCUCUCCUCAACCGCAUGGCUAAUUACACUAACCUGACUCAAGGAGCAAAGGAACAUGAAGAGGCAGAGAACAUCACUGAAGGGAAAAAGAAGCCCACCAAGACUCCCCAAAUGGGUACCUUCAUGGGUGUCUACCUCCCAUGUCUACAGAAUAUUUUUGGAGUGAUCCUCUUUCUACGCCUUACAUGGGUAGUGGGCACAGCUGGAGUUCUUCAGGCCUUUGCAAUUGUCCUUAUCUGCUGCUGCUGUACAAUGUUGACUGCUAUUUCCAUGAGUGCCAUUGCGACCAAUGGAGUGGUGCCAGCUGGGGGAUCAUACUUUAUGAUUUCCCGGGCACUGGGCCCAGAGUUUGGUGGAGCUGUUGGCCUCUGCUUUUAUCUUGGUACCACAUUUGCAGCAGCCAUGUAUAUCCUUGGUGCCAUUGAAAUUUUUCUGGUAUAUAUUUUCCCCCGGGCUGCCAUCUUUCAUAGUGAGGAUGCACUCAAGGAAUCAGCAAACAUGCUCAAUAACAUGCGUGUCUACGGCACAGCCUUCUUAGUCCUCCUGGUGUUGGUGGUAUUCAUAGGCGUGCGCUACGUGAACAAGUUUGCCUCGCUUUUUCUGGCCUGUGUCAUUGUGUCCAUCUUGGCUAUCUAUGCUGGAGCCAUCAAGUCAUCUUUUGCCCCUCCACACUUCCCGGUCUGCAUGCUGGGUAACCGCACCCUUUCAUCAAGACACAUUGACAUUUGCUCAAAGACCAAGGAAACGAACAACAUGACAGUGCCGUCCAAGUUAUGGGGCUUCUUCUGUAACUCAAGUCAAUUUUUCAAUGCCACCUGUGACGAAUAUUUUGUUCAUAACAAUGUCACAUCAAUCCAGGGCAUUCCUGGAUUGGCUAGUGGUGUCAUUACAGAGAAUCUUUGGAGUAAUUAUCUACCGAAGGGAGAGAUCAUUGAAAAGCCCUCAGCCAAAUCUUCUGAUGUCUUAGGCAGCUUAAACCACGAGUAUGUCCUUGUUGACAUUACCACCUCCUUUACACUUCUGGUGGGCAUCUUCUUUCCCUCUGUCACAGGCAUCAUGGCUGGAUCAAACCGAUCUGGAGAUCUGAAAGAUGCUCAAAAGUCUAUUCCCAUUGGCACUAUCCUUGCCAUCCUGACCACCUCCUUUGUCUAUUUAAGCAACGUUGUCCUUUUUGGCGCAUGUAUUGAAGGCGUUGUUCUCAGAGACAAGUUUGGGGAUGCAGUGAAAGGGAACCUGGUGGUAGGUACCUUAUCUUGGCCGUCCCCAUGGGUGAUUGUUAUCGGCUCCUUCUUCUCAACAUGUGGGGCCGGACUGCAGAGCCUCACAGGCGCACCACGGCUGCUACAGGCUAUAGCAAAGGACAACAUCAUACCCUUUCUGAGGGUUUUUGGUCACAGUAAAGCCAAUGGGGAACCUACCUGGGCUUUACUUCUGACUGCUGCCAUUGCAGAGCUGGGAAUCCUUAUUGCCUCUCUGGAUCUUGUGGCUCCAAUUCUUUCCAUGUUUUUUCUCAUGUGUUACCUCUUUGUAAACUUGGCAUGUGCCUUGCAAACAUUGCUUCGAACGCCCAACUGGAGACCUCGGUUCCGCUACUACCACUGGGCCCUUUCUUUCAUGGGAAUGAGUAUCUGUCUGGCUUUGAUGUUCAUUUCUUCCUGGUAUUAUGCCAUCGUAGCUAUGGUAAUAGCUGGUAUGAUCUACAAGUACAUUGAGUACCAAGGAGCUGAGAAAGAAUGGGGUGAUGGUAUCCGUGGGCUGUCCCUCAGUGCAGCUCGCUUUGCUUUGCUUCGCCUGGAGGAAGGACCUCCACACACUAAAAACUGGAGGCCUCAGUUGCUCGUGUUGCUGAAACUAGAUGAAGACUUACACGUCAAGCAUCCUCGCCUCCUCACCUUUGCUUCACAGCUUAAAGCAGGAAAGGGUCUUACUAUUGUAGGCUCUGUCAUUGUGGGGAACUUCCUGGAGAACUAUGGUGAAGCUUUAGCUGCUGAACAGACCAUAAAGAACCUAAUGGAGGCAGAGAAGGUAAAAGGAUUCUGCCAGCUGGUGGUGGCUGCCAAGCUGAAAGAGGGCAUUUCCCACCUGAUCCAGUCGUGUGGCCUUGGAGGCAUGAAGCACAACACCGUGGUGAUGGGGUGGCCUAAUGGCUGGCGCCAGAGUGAAGAUGCUCGGGCUUGGAAGACUUUUAUUGGCACAGUUCGAGUGACAACUGCUGCCCACUUGGCCCUGCUAGUGGCGAAAAACAUCUCGUUCUUUCCUAGUAACGUGGAGCAGUUUUCUGAGGGCAACAUCGAUGUGUGGUGGAUUGUGCAUGACGGGGGGAUGCUCAUGCUGCUACCAUUCUUACUCAAACAGCACAAGGUGUGGCGAAAAUGCAGCAUACGGAUCUUCACAGUAGCCCAACUAGAGGACAACAGUAUUCAGAUGAAAAAGGACCUGGCCACCUUCCUGUAUCACCUGCGCAUUGAGGCAGAGGUAGAAGUGGUGGAGAUGCAUGACAGUGACAUAUCAGCUUAUACUUAUGAACGCACUCUGAUGAUGGAGCAAAGGUCCCAGAUGCUCCGGCACAUGCGACUCUCCAAGACAGAGCGGGACAGAGAGGCACAGUUGGUAAAAGACCGGAAUUCAAUGCUACGAUUGACCAGCAUCGGCUCUGACGAGGAUGAAGAGACAGAAACUUAUCAGGAGAAGGUGCACAUGACCUGGACAAAAGACAAGUACAUGGCAUCCCGGGGGCAAAAGGCCAAGUCAAUGGAAGGAUUCCAGGACCUGCUUAACAUGCGCCCCGACCAGUCCAAUGUGAGGCGGAUGCACACAGCAGUGAAGCUCAAUGAGGUUAUAGUUAACAAGUCCCAUGAAGCAAAGCUGGUUUUGUUGAAUAUGCCAGGGCCACCCCGAAACCCUGAGGGUGAUGAAAACUACAUGGAGUUCCUGGAAGUGCUCACUGAGGGACUAGAGCGAGUCCUUCUUGUCAGAGGUGGUGGCAGUGAAGUGAUCACCAUUUAUUCAUAAUCUACUCCUGAAUGACUCUGCUUGGCUUCAUCUCUCUUAAAAGGCUUCCGUCCUCCAUGGAAGUGCCAGCUCUUUACUACCAUGCCCACCAACUAGAGGCCUGUGUUCUGUACACCUCACCUGAGUGAACUUGAUGAGCUGAACAUCAAGAUCUUGUGCAGAGAAGUAAAAAUAGUUCUGCUCUUUGCUCCCAUAUGAUCUGCUGUCCUUACAAAAGAAUCUAAUAUUCCCUCAACAUUAGAAAAAUGGUCAAAUCCUAAAGCCAUGUUUGUACUAGCUGAAGGCAAGUUAGAAUUAACAAGCUAAAUCAAUAAAACGAAUUGGCAGAAAGAGUACUAGAAAUUCAACUGAAGACAAAAAUCAAGUAAUAAUUAGAGUAAUAAUCCAACAUGAAAGGUAAGUCCUGGAAGUCAUGGUUUCUUGAUAACACCAUGAGAACAGAGAAAUACUAAGGGAUUCAUGGUCAAGUAUAUGGAGACCUAACAUCCUGGUGAAGGUAACCUGUAGCAAGCCAAGAUGAAAACUUUUUUGUGCUAAUUGUCUUGAGUGUAUCCACUGUUUCCAGGACUCUGGUUUUAUGUUCGAGUACUGAUGUACAAAACUGAAACAUGGCUACAACUUCUACUUCCUCCAAAACAAGAUUUUUCCCCAAAUACCAGGUUUAAGUACACAUACUGGGUUGUUGUGUGUUUCAGCUGUUGUUUUCUCAAAGCCCACUCUGUGAUUAAGAUUUUAAAACAGGUAGUGUUACCGUGGAAAUUGUUUUUAAGCAGUGAAAAUUUCUUUCAAAUGGCCAAACUAAGGAAAUUCUAAAGAUAGCUAUUAAGAUUUACAGAAAUAUAAUCUGGUUACCUAUGUGACAUGGACAAAACAUCUAAGAAAUACAGAUGAUGAUGCACAUUGACCAAUAGGUUCAACUUUGCUUCUCCCUUUUAUGCCCUCUGGGUUAGUAGGCACAGGUCAAAAAUCAUACGAACACUAAGAAGACUGGCUAAAAUUUUCCCCCAAACAGUGUCUAUCUUUUAAAGGGGAAAUCCAGCCAUGGAAUUAGACGUUCCUGAGCCAUACUCCUUCCAUAGUGCCAAAGUUACUGAGAUGCUGCUACUCUGCUUACCUGCUUCAUUAAAGUGGCAUACAGUUGGCGUUGGCCUAUUUCAAGAAACUUUUUUCACUAAGAAUCCUGUGGACUCAUUUCUAAAGCCAUAGUGAAGACUUGAGGCACUCACCUAAAUGCCCAGAGAUGCAUAUUCCCCUUUCAGUUUUAUUCUUUAUUCUGAGUGCAGAAACUUGGCUCUAAACCAAGAGAUUGUCCAAGCCAAUCGUCUUCUCCUAUUCAAGUUUUGUUUUAGAAGCUUUAAGUGUGUCACAGAAAUACAUAUGCAAGCUUAGCUUUUUAUUUGCUAAUUUACUGAUCACAAAACACCUAUCUGGCUUUCAAGCAUAGGGAAAUUACUCCGUGUGACUAAGUGGUAAUUUCAAAUAUAUGAGGUCAUUUCUUUUACAGGAUAGGUUAUUUAGAGAAACUAUUUGCCUAUAUUUGUGGCUGCUUUUGAAUUUCACUUUAUUGAUCAAUAGUGCCACUUUUUGAUUACCCAAUAGGAUAUGGAAGAAGCUGACCUAGGUGCCAGCAGACUGUCCAUUUGACCCUUACAGAUAGAGAAAACCCGUCAACAUGGCUUAAGAAAUUGAGUCAUUUCCAUUUGUUCCUUUUGCUUUUCUUUCAACCUCUAGGCCCAAUCAGGAUAGCAAAGCAGACAGAAUCUUGUCUUUUAUUCUGCUCCUUCCUGCAGAGGGUGGAAGCAUUGUUUACAACUUCCAUUGCAACACUCCACUGCCUAGUUGAAGACGGGUUCCCCAGGACCCAAAAUAUUGAAGAUCCAUGUUCUAAAGGUCAGCCUGCCCAGGAAUUCCUCUACAUUUACACAGACUCUCUGGCCUAAGCAGCAAAAAUAAAUGUAUACACACGCACAUAUAUAUAUUGCAUAUAGAAAAAGUAUGGGCAGAAGUUGGUUAGUUUUAAGUUUUUUGUGGUUGAAGUUCUGUAAGAAUCUUUUAGAGAUAAGGGAAUUAGUGGCUACUAAUAUAGCCACUACUACUUCAGCCCCUAAAACACAAAAUCACUGUUACGUGGGAAAAUGGUUAUUAGGCCAGAUUUAAACUCAUCUCUGUCUAGAGCAUUUCAUGUCUUUGUGUUGCUUAUGUUGUUUGUCUGCAAAGUGUCUUGUCUCUUUUAAUCACUGCAAAUAAAGCAAUACCGAAAAGAUGCACCUUAGGGGAAGGGGUUUUGUGUUUCAAGAAGGAAGAGGAAAAAAAAACUUCCUCUGCCUUCUGAUUAAGAUCCAGCUUUUAAGUCUUAGCUAUGACUUUACCAGGGCAGGUUAUAAUAACAUACAUUUUCCAAUUGCUGGCCCUCUGCCUUCUAUAGCUAUCUUAAAAGCUGAAGUUUGUACUGUAGCAUCUGCUUGACAGGUACCAGGUCCCUCUUGGCAGGGGAAAGAUGACCUCUUUGUAUUUUCCAUUGCCUCAGAUUCCUGUGGCCCCAAUGAUUCCUCCAAUCCUCAUUCCCCCUAAACGUGUUAAAAAAUCCAUUAUUGUGGAUAUUAAAGUAGCAAUUACACUGUAAGCCUAUUUAUCUGCUCUUGUUGUCUGGUUUAUUUUUCACUUCAUCAUGUAUAAUCAGAAUCCAGCAUUAGUUUCUCACAUCUUAUACAAGUGUCUCCAACAGAAUUUUUAUGUCCUAGCUUGUGUUAAAUAGAAGUGAAAUAUUAAGGAAAAUAGAUUUAAGGGAAACAUGUAUAAUUUUUUUUAAAGCACUGUUCUUGACCAUUUAAUUUAUUGAAAGGAGAUGCUGCUGUGGUCUUGACUUAGCAGCAACCAUUCUUUUGUUUACAUAGUUAUGGUAUUAUUCGUUGUUUUGCUCUAUACUGGAAACAUAAAUAAAGUUUUCUACAUUAUUUUCAGUCAA